GCGGGCGGCCGGCCGCGGCCCCGGAGCUGCUGCUGCUGCUGCGGCGGCUGCACCCUCGGCGCCAAGGCCGAGGCGGAGGCCGGGGCGCGCGCCUGGCUGACGUGCCCGACCCGCGCGGCUCGGCUGCGCCGUCUCCAGCGGCUGCCCGGGCGUCUCGGCUGCUCUGUGCACGACCUCGGCGAGGAUGCGGCUUUUCCGGUGGCUGCUGAAGCAGCCGGUGCCUAAGCAGAUCGAACGCUACUCGCGUUUCUCGCCGUCGCCACUGUCCAUCAAGCAGUUCCUGGACUUCGGGCGAGAUAAUGCAUGUGAGAAAACUUCAUACAUGUUUCUGCGAAAGGAGCUUCCUGUACGACUGGCUAACACAAUGAGGGAAGUUAAUCUUCUGCCGGAUAACUUGCUUAACCGCCCUUCAGUAGGGUUGGUUCAGAGUUGGUAUAUGCAGAGCUUUCUUGAACUUCUAGAAUAUGAAAAUAAGAGCCCUGAGGAUCCACAGGUCUUGGAUAACUUUCUCCAAGUUCUGAUUAAAGUCAGAAAUAGACACAAUGAUGUGGUUCCUACAAUGGCACAAGGAGUGAUUGAAUACAAGGAGAAAUUUGGGUUUGAUCCGUUCAUUAGCAGUAACAUCCAGUAUUUUCUGGAUCGGUUCUAUACCAACCGCAUCUCUUUCCGCAUGCUUAUUAACCAGCACACACUUCUGUUUGGUGGUGACACUAACCCUGCUCAUCCUAAACACAUAGGAAGUAUUGAUCCUACCUGCAAUGUGGCUGAUGUAGUGAAAGAUGCCUAUGAAACUGCCAAGAUGCUGUGUGAGCAGUAUUACCUGGUUGCUCCAGAGCUGGAAGUUGAAGAAUUCAAUGCCAAAGCUCCAGACAAACCUAUUCAGGUAGUUUAUGUGCCCUCACAUCUGUUUCACAUGCUAUUUGAGUUGUUCAAGAACUCAAUGAGAGCAACAGUUGAACUAUACGAAGAUAGAAAAGAGGGCUACCCAGCUGUUAAAACCCUUGUUACUCUGGGUAAAGAAGACUUGUCUAUUAAGAUAAGUGACCUGGGUGGUGGUGUGCCACUUCGAAAAAUAGACCGCCUUUUUAACUACAUGUAUUCAACUGCUCCUAGACCUAGCCUGGAGCCUACAAGAGCUGCCCCUCUGGCUGGAUUUGGAUAUGGCUUGCCAAUUUCUCGUCUGUAUGCUAGAUAUUUCCAAGGAGAUCUAAAACUCUAUUCCAUGGAAGGAGUCGGUACUGACGCAGUCAUUUAUUUGAAGGCACUUUCAAGUGAAUCAUUUGAGAGACUUCCAGUUUUCAAUAAGUCUGCCUGGCGUCAUUACAAGACCACACCGGAAGCUGAUGACUGGAGCAAUCCCAGCAGAGAACCUAGGGACGCUUCAAAAUACAAGGCGAAACAGGACAAGAUCAAGACCAAUAGAACUUUCUAGAGAAAUGAACACUUCUGUCCUCUCUGUGAAGAAAGAUUAUCUUCUGCAAGUCAACCAGAGAGAACUCCUUUCCUCCACCAACUUUGAGCAAGGCACUAUAGUUACUCCAGUGCUUGAAUGUGUACUUUCUCUAUAUGAGCUGGAUCUUUUCCACGGAAACUUUCCUGUAGCUGCUCCAGAUCUUCACUAAAGUAGUAACUUGAAUCAUGUUUCAUAUACGUUGCUGUGGUUUGGUUGGCGCCUGUCGUAAGAGAGCACAGAGCCCCAUUAGCACUCUGGUGUCCUACUAGCUCCCUCCUUAUUGUCCUAGAGUUGAGUGUUUAUAUUCUCCCCGGGAUCCUAAGCUCCUUCCGCAUUCCAGAUACAGCCAGUGUCCACUGCUACUCUUUGUGACCAAACACCAUGUGUUUCCAAACCACCGACUAAGGCCUGGGUAGUCUGGAUGUUGAAGACACUGGCAGAGCGUGUCUCAAUAAUUCAGUCCUGGGGCCCUUCCUCUCUCAUGCGUCCUCCCUCCCUCUGCGAUUUCAACCUCUGCGUUCUUCCAUCUGGUCUAAGUGCGGCCACUCUCACAUUAGCUCUUACUCUUUGAUGCAUCGAUUUUAUUUUGAAAUUCACUUGUGUACUUCCAUUCUGUCAAUUAAAGCGUUCCAAAAGUUGUCUUGGAAUGUCUCACUUACCUGCUUGGUUUCAAAGAUCUUAAGUGAAAAACUUCUGGUCGUGAUCGAGUUUGUGAGAAGCGGGAAGUGGAGUUUUUAUGCUAUGUAAAAAUUUUGCCAGUCGACUUAUGAGAUUCUAUCCCUUUGUAGUUUUCUGAGGAAUUGCAAGUCCCUGGGUGAUGCACUUUGCUGGUUGUCAGAUCUGCUGCUGAAGGGAAGAAGUCUUUCUGGUUUAUUUUGAGAAAUGCCCUAGGUCUUCAUAAUUGUCAUUUUCGUGAAUUUUGGCCAGUUUUAGAAUUGUCUAUUUGAUUCUCAGAUUCCUUUACUUUGCUGCUGAAAGCUGGCCUGGGUGGAGGACUCGGGGUGAGGAAAGAGAAAAGCGGGGUUGUGUUUACCCUCAGCAGUGGAAGCCUUCCAAGAAUCCAGAUUAAAGGCAGUUUCUGUUGCUCCACAGAAUGUGUUUCUCUUCACUGUAAUUUUUCAUAUCAUCUACUUUGGCUUCUGCCUUCUUUUGACGCCCAUAUGAAUGCUUCCAUCCAAUUUUUAAGUAUUGAGUUCACUGGUGGGAAAGUUGUGGCUUGUAGAGUGUCCCUCCCCCACACACACACACCGCUUCAGGGCCAUGGUGGCAGCAGUGCGGUUGCCCUUGUCGUGGACUCCGUGGGGAUCUCCAGGAAGAGUUGUCCUCUCACCAGCUUGUGGAGGCAGGUGGGGGGGGAGGCAGCUGUUUCUCCUCGUUCUGCUGAGCCUGAUUUUGUUUCAUUUCAUUAUGUUACCUGAGCUCGUGGUAGUUCCCCUGAUCUUUAGAAAGGUCUCAUCUCUUCUAUCCUUAGAAGGAUCUCAUCAGAGAACUUGUAUAAUCCAUCAGAGAAGAGAAAGAUUGAUGGACUUCUGAGAGAGGGGUGAUGGGAUGGUCCACAUGGAAGCCUGCGGGCAUGAGGCCUGAGGCCCAUUCUCAAGAAUGGGGCUGUUGCAUAUGAUUGCUUCCUCAUGUAAAAAUAAUGACCCUUUCCAUUUGAAGUCCCUGGCUUUCUUACCGACGUUAGAGAGUGUAUCAUUAUCUUACUAGGCCUCCAUUUCUAACCAUAUACCUUUAUACUUUCUUUUUUUAAAGAAUUUAUAUAUUCAUGAGAGACACAGAGAGGCAGAGACACAGGCCAAGGGAGAAGCAGACUCCCUGUGGGGGGAGCCCAAUGUGGGACUUGAUCCCAGGACCCUGGGAUCACAUCCUGAGCCAAAGGCAGACGCUCAACCCUGAGCCACCCAAGUGCCCCGCCUUUAUACUUUCAAGUAUAAAAUACCAUGGGAGGAAGGAAGCCACAGGUUCAGGACCGGUCCCCUCCUGCCUCAUUCUGGCAAUGUGUUAUUAUGUGGUUGAGAUUAUUAGGUCCUCACCACAAGCUCCAUGUAAGUGUUGAAGAAAAAAAUAGGGUGUAGAAAAAUCCUAUUACAUUCUUCCCUUUACAGGUCUUCUUUAAAAGUAAAGAUUUCUUUCAGUGUCUUAAUGACUUCUUUGGUAGUCCUUUUACUAAUGGACUUUCUGGAUCAUUCCUAUCCAUCUGACCCCAGUAGUCUUGGCUCUCCCUUCUGCUUUCCGCAUCAAGAGUUGAACUUUGCUCCCACAGCAACCGUAAGAAGAGCUGCGGGAACAUCUUACAUGCUCACAGCUUAGUGGCUCAGGCAUUCCUUUGUGCUUCUUGUACAUGGUUCUCUGAACCCAGGUGCAUCUUUCUGGCUGUUUGUUGGGUUUGUUGAAGCAAAUGGUCAAAUUGCUACCUAGAGGUUGUAAAAUAAAUAGACAUUGACCCUUUUCUAGCUGAAUCCAAUUAGUUCUCCCAUCUCUUCUGUGUUUCCCUCUCAUUAACUCAAUUUUUAGUAUUGGGGGACUACAUCUACUCUUUGGCAUGGUUCUUGGGACAUAGUAAGGGCUUAAUAAAUAUUAGUUGAACCAAUAAAUGAAAAUUGACAUUUACUUUGGGUGGUGGGCAACAACUUUCUAGUUCUUAAGCUAUUUUUGUUUCCAAAUGUGAAACAUUUCAGGUCAGGAACUGUGGAAAUAUUGAAUCUCCUUUUUAUAGUGCUGAGAAAUGACUAAAGCAUAGAGAAAUGAAAGGAAAGAAGUAGGGAUGGACCCACAGGAGAGCCGUCUGUUUGUUUGUUUUUUGUCUCUGGGUGUCUGAUUUUGGCUCUUCAAUAUAGUGGGUUCUUUCCAUCCAGUCAAGUGAGACAAUUUUAUAGCCUUGCUUAUAGACGCCAAAGAACCUUCACAUUAAGCAUCCCAUUUUGAUCCUUUUGAGUGCCGUGAGGCGGACCAUGCAGGUGUUACUCUGUUCCUCCUAAGUGUUCUCAAGCAGUUCAUUGGUCUGCCGAAGUGAAGGGAAGAACCAGAGUGAGUAGUUUCUAGGCCCAUGCUCUCAGCGAUGCACCAGGUAACCAGCAUUAUCUCUUUUGAGGAAUUUCUUGAAUGCCUUAACCCUCAAAGGUAAGAUACAAACCAAAAUGUGUCUAUAGUGCAAGAGAAUUGCAUUCAGGAGAGGUUUUCUUUUGUGUGUUUUCAUUUUGGGAUAGUUAGUUGGAGGAGAUAAUCAAAUGGAUUUGGCAGCUCUUACCUAGAAAGACAGGCAACUUAGAGGGUAUAGCUGUAGGUAAUUACUAGAGUUAUUUAGACUUAAUUCUAUGUUUCAUUUAACUCCGUGUUCACUGCCAGCCCUUUCAUACAAAGACUCCACGUUCGAUACUUGCUUCUAUCCUUUGGUGGCCUGGAGUACAGCUCCAGUUGGAUUUCCUUGCAUAUUUACAAAUACACUUCUGUUGCCAUUCCUUACAAACAGUAACUUGGCUGCCUGUCAGAUUCUCAGAUCACAUCCUUCCAUCCUUGAUGCUUUGGAUGCAUCACUUUAUUGUCUUCCAGUGUCUGGUGGUGCUGAGAGGCCGGAGUCCAGACAGGUUGUUCUGCACCUUUUGUAGACGACCUACUUGUUCGUACGGGGUACUCGGGGUCUCUUGUUUAUCCUUGAAAUUCAUGACUUCAUUCGAGUCCGUGUCAGAAUCGACAGUUGUCUCUUGGCCUUUUCUGUGUAAUCCGUCUUUCGCAUGAUCUUUCCUUUUAGUGCUUUCGUCCCUUAUCUUUCCUGAUGCUGUGAAUUUUCACCCCCUCAGGUCUGAUCCUCCUGUUUCACUAACUCAGCCUUCUGCCAUGUGGAUGGUAGGCCUAGAUGCUCGCACUGUGAGUUUCACUUCAGUUACAGUUUUAUUUUUGAUCUGCUUCUUUUCUUAGCUCUGCCAGCAUUUUUCUUUCAUUAUGUUGUCCUCUUUGACUCCUUGUUUCAUUUCUUGGAAGGCUGAUCUGUGUUGUCUACAGUUUUUGUGGUUUCUGAAAUCAUUCUGUUUCCAGAGUGUAAUUAGCUAUCCUACGCUUCUUUUGUUCCUUUCCUCUGGGUUGUUCUGCCCUUUGAUUGUUGCCCAAGGAUCAUGAUGGGUUAUCCUGCAUCUUAUUUGUCUUUGUGUGGGACCAGCGCUAGCUGCCCAGGAAGAGUGGAGAAAUCCUCCUUUGACUCCUUUUUUCUCAAGCGAGAAGUGUUUGAAUGGCCACCUUAGCACUUGAACUAGAAGGCUAGACAUUUGAUGGCUUGUAACGGUGGCGCCUGUUUUUGUUUUGCAGUCCACUGGCUGGAUGUAGGGGAAGAAGGAGUGAAGCACAGCCCCCCUGGGACAUUGGGUCUCUGAGUGCCUUCCAGGGGGUGCUACUGAAUCCUCUGCCCCAGCAGGGGGUGGGGGGGUGCCGCCGGGUCUCACUGGGGGAAAGGGAUUCCCCUUGAGUUUCCCUGUUUCCACUAGGUGUCGCCCUAGCAGGAGUGUGGAUGGUUUGUACUUCCGCUGGCUGCUGGAGCUCUGCAGGCGGCUUGUGUGGCUGGCCCCUGAGUUCCUCUUUGCUCCGCACACAGAUGCAGCCCCUGAGCUCUCACCUCCUCCCCCCGGCAGGCUUGGUUGUGGAAAUGAGCCCGCACCGCGUGCGCUGGGCUUCUCCUGCCUGCCAGCGGCCCUUGCUUCUCCGGGCUAGGAGAUGGUUGGUAGAGUCCUCUGGAAACCUUUCCUGAACUGCCUGGCAACUGUGGUCUGUUUGGCAAAUGCGAGAAUCCUCCUCUGAUUAGUCUCCAGUGUUGUCGGAUCUGUCCGACACUCCCCCUGGAGCCCUUGGUAUGGGGUGGUGGCUUUUAUUAGUCUCCUAAUAGACCGCUUCUUUUUCACUUUUUGGAUGUGUGUGUUGAAGGGCAGGAGCACUUAGAUAAACAUACAUUUGUUCUUCCAUCUUUCCCAGUGGUCCAGGUGCAUAAACAUUGACUUUGAAGAUAAUGUCCUUCAUGGUCCUAAUCUGUAUGAAAGCAAACAGAAGGAACCAAUAUCGCUAGCGGGAGAGGACCAUUAAUAACUUAAUCAAUACAGGAUUUUUGUUUGUUGUUCUCUGUGGAAAGAUAACUUUUAACUCGGGUUCCCGUUCCAUUGAUUAGAGCUAUCAGUACCUUCUGGUUUGAAAAGAGGGGACAUCAUAAUGAACUUAAGCACUUAUCAGCCACCGACAAUUAUUAAUUAGUUAAUUCAACAUGAUAGAGUAUUUCAGACGAGCACAGAAUCGGAGUUCUCGGCAGAGGUAGCUAACAGGUUGCUGGUCCAGCGGUCUUGCUGAGGGUACCGGGAGCUUGAUGUGACACAGCUUUUCUUACCUGCCUUUUCGUUUCAGCCCAUUUUAAAAUUUGGUUCACUGAGAAAUGGAGAGGAGCGAAGGCCUCAUCAGGAUUAGUUUCACGAGUAUACUGUGACAUGGUGUGUAGGCCUGGGGCCAGCUUGAGAGGCACCCGAGUUCAUGUUUCCAGGGGGCAAUUACAGGUGGACGGGGGGGAGGGGCGCGGGGGGUAUUGCGGCCGUUCGGAGGGUUGACGUCUCCUUUCCUCGGUGGCCAGCAUGUUCCCCGGGGGCCCACUCUCCCCACCUCCGGAGCCCAGCGUAACGAUCUAGGAGCGUCAGUGUCAGCCUUGCUCUCGGUACCGACCUCCACCACCCAGUGCCUCCCCCGAAAGCCAGGUGCUUGCCCUGGGUCUGUCCUGGUGUCACGUGUAGAGCCGAACCCGCGCCCAUGUGUCAGGAUGGAAUGAAACGCAAGUGGCAGGCGGAGGGUCGCGUCCGUUCCUCCUUGUGAACACCGAGCGUGUGCGGUGUGCCGGCCGCCGUGCUGGGCGCUGGGUGCUGGGUGCUGGGUGCGCGGCGGGGACCAGGCGAACAGAAGGCCCUGCCUCUCGGCCGCUCUUGUAGACGAAACAGACAAGACCUAGAACGAGGGACAUUUCUAGCAAGUGGGGAGAGAAAGUGGAGCAGAUCAAUACAGUAGAGAAAAAUAAAGAAGGCGAGACAUGGGGCAUGUUGGGGGGGCCUCAAGCCUUGUAAAUGUUUUGGUCACGGACAGAUGUGUUCCUUAGAUGACGAAGUGUUAGCGAUCCUGGAGUUCUUUUCACUUUUCGAUCUGUUGCUGUGCGUUGGGAGAGCCCGGCUGCGGUGCCUGGUUGCGGGUGCAGCUCUGCGGGGGGCCCUGCCCAGGGCCGAGGGCGCCUCUAGGCAGGUAGAGCCCCGGGCGGGGUGGGGGGCACCGCGGUCCGGUGAGAGGAGUCAGCCUUUACUCUCCACCCUCACUGAACGGUGUGUGCUGCUCUUUGCUCAUAACCAAAAUGCAAUGACAACAGGUUCCGGGGCUCGUUUUAGGACUUCAGAAAUCAUUAUGUAAAUGCACUUAGAACGGGGGGCAUCACGCUGCUGGAGUUUAAUAGCAGCUUGUCAAGAGGAGAGACCCCCAUUACCACUUCCACACUGGUUUUAGAGGAAGAGGAAGGGAUUGCCCGAGAAGGCUUCUCUCUCAUGCCCUCGAGUUGGCAUUAACCGUGUUCACCCCUAGAACUGAAGAAAAUCAAAUGACAGCAGUCACAGAAGCCUCCAGAAACCCAUCAUUCUGCCUUUUUGUCAGUCUCUAAAGCAGGGACACGAAUUGCCCUUGAUCCCAACACUGGGGUCCGUGUGGCUGUGACAAGGGCUGCUCUUUGUGUUGUGACACAGGUAGCUCUCCACACUUUCUGUGGGAACCGCAGAACUGCGGUGGACACUUUCAGUUGUUGAGGCCUACUGUGUCUGCUGGCCCUGUGGUGGAGGGUAGGGCCCGGGACCAGAGGACGAGGGAUGCAUUUAAUUCUUCCCAGAGGUAGGGCCAAUUUGUCACCCUUUAAAUGGUCUUAUUUGCAUAUAAAUAAUAGCACCUUGGGGCCUCACUCCUGAAAGCAUCCAAAUAAAUGUCUGAUACAGUUAGAGGCCUGCAGUAAGGGAGAGCCCCCCCUUAGCACACACGGGCGUCCUUGCAGCGCGGGUGUCCUCACAGCGCGUUGUAAGCCCAAAGCCCGUGAUGCGGGCUGACUCUCUGGCUCUGCACCCUGUUCCCUCCAGUGCUGUAGACUCUCCAGGGGCAGUACGUCUCCUGCCUCCUGGCAGGAAGCCACUUCAGCCUUUGAGCCUUUGAUUGAGGCUGCAUAGCUCUGGAGAGCACUAGAGCUUGAUGCCUAGAGUCCCGUGGUCCAGUGUAGACUGUUGGGCAUAUUUUUUGUGGGGUUUUUAGAAAUGUUGGAGAACUGAGUAGAUGGGUGGUAAUACUGGGUCCAGGAAGCUCACAGUGAAAAGAGUAUGAACUUAACCUGCAAAAUAUUUCUCUGUUCUAUAAAUCUCUCUGACAUUUGGAUUAAUCAAGCAUAAUUAAAUGUAGUUAGAUUUUUGUCAGAUUGUAGUUCAAAAUAAUAUUCAUCAAUGGAGAGGGUAAUAUAUUCUGUAGAAAUUUUAUUAAGCACUUUAGUUAAGCAAACAGUAAGGAGAACAAAAUCAGUCUCAGGAAGGUUAAUUACUAAAAAAAUAGUAUAGUAGAUUAUGUAAAUCAUUUUAAUUUCGAAUAUCAUGGCUUGAGCUUUAAUUUACAUAGAGAGGUAUUUUGGAUUUGCUUUUCAUAUUUUCCAAAAGUACAGAAUUGCAAUUGCAUUCUUUAAAAGUUCUAAUCACUUUAGGUUUCCAUUAAGUUUGCUUCACUUUUUCGUGUUACGGUUUCCAAAAGAGAAGAAUUAGGACCACAUUCUUUAAAAUGCAGGUAAUUAUUUCAGUCUUCCACUGUUUGUUUCAGCCGUAAGGACUAUAUUUUUUAUUUCUGUACCUUUCAAGAAAUGAUCUUUUGAAGAGAAGUCUGAGGAGAGAAAAUGGUUGUGAAAGCAUCUUGCCAUGCCUGGCCUUUCAAUACUUAUUGAAAGAAAUUUUUUAGAAAAGAUAAAACAUAAAGUGCUUAGACUAUUAAGAUAAAUCUUUUUAUUUUAAUAAUUUCUUUAAAGGGAGAAGUAGAGAGACCAAAAUGAUUUUAUAUGUUAUAUAUUUUCUUUGUACUCUGAGAACUACAUUUUCACCACCUUUGCACAUCUCAGGGAAUAACCUUUUGAUAAGAAUCCCCACACAAAUCCCCAAAACUGUAUCACAGUGUAUUCUGAUUUGAUAGCUCUUGUCUGAAUUUCUAGAACUAGAUUUUCAAAAGUAUUGUCAUCUCAGGAACACAAGAUUACCUAAGAAACUUGAAGCUUACCCUUAACACUACUCAGAUUCUGUGUCCGUUAGGCCUUUUCAUAGUAAGUGACACCUAAAUGUCCUUAGUUUAGCAGGUAUACAAAGGCCUCUAUCAUACUUAAUCUGAGAUGUCCAUAGAAAAAAACCCUACAAUCUGAUUUUGUUAGCUAAGUUUGCUUCUUGGCUUUCCAGUUUUCUACUAGAUUCUGUUUUCUAUUGGAAUUGAAUCCUUUGGGGGAUAAUAAAAUUUGAUUUAGAAGAACAUUCCAUUAAAUACUUUUGACUUUUGCCCACCUAAAAGUGGCCUGCUAAUUGGAAUUCUGUGCAUGACUUCUGAAUGGGCCAGAAUAGCACAAAUGUCAAAGAGCAUAUACACCGUAAGCAGUGUGUUAGCAAAGUAAAGAAACAUCCAGCUCCAGCACUUAGGGCUUGUUUCCCAGCUCUUUGGUUCCUCUUUGCCUUCCAAACUGGUCAAAAUGGAAUGCAUAUUACUGACAGAACUACUUAAUGUUUUAAGCUAUUCUUAUCUUGAGAUUCUUUUUGAGAGAAAAGAAAAAGAAUCCUAACAUUCAGUUCUAACUCCAUUUUGGGUCUUCAUGUGUGCCAGACAUUAAGAAGACAAAAGUUCAAUCUGAUCAGAAGUCAAAGGCCUCUACCAUUUAGCCCUGCCAAACGUAGCGUAGCUGGAAGAGUUUGUGAAAACAGGUAGGAUGAGUGUAAGAUUUCAUAUUGUCGUUUGCAAUACAUCAUGGUACCCCUUUCUUCUAAAUUCCAUUUUAUUUUUGUCCUUUGAACUGUUACAACCAUGGGAAACCUCAAUCAGUACUUUAAAAGGCACUAUAUUAAGAACUGGCGUAUGCCUUUACCUCCAAAACUGCUGAGGUUACUCUCCGAUGUGUUUAAUUAGAACAAAUGCUUUAGAAUAAUUACAGCCAAAGCCUGUAACCGUGGGGAUCUGAGGGCACUGGAGACUGCCUGCCACUGAAGAGGGAUCAGGGCCGAAUCAGGGGCCUCACCACCCAGUGCCAUCCGGAAGCAGUUUGCCUGGGUGGCUGGCGUCACUGGGUGAAACGGAAAACACGAGGAGCCUUGCCAAGAUCAUGCAUCUGCUCCCUCUUACCUCGCCGCCUUUAUAACUCUUCCCGGGGAGAGCAUUGCAUAAAAUUAUUCCUCAGACUAGACCAACCUAAAUGUAUCUUGACUCUGGGUAGACAGCCAAGGCAAGCUUGACCUAGAAAAUAUAAAGUACUAUUUUAAAAAUGUAAGUUGGCUUCAGGGUUGGAGGAGUCGAGUCCUGGUGGCCCUCCUCCACUUCCAUCAUGCUCAUUGUUACAGCGAUCGCUCCCUUAGGCUGCACUGUGCUAGAACCGAACGCUACCCUCUGACCCAAACCGGGGCUUGCGCCUGAGCCCAUCCUGGACAACUUGAUGCACGUUUUCGCAGAAUGGAGCAUACCGCCUUGGAGCCUUCUGGCUAACCCCAAUCUCUGCCGAGUUCCUUAGUGUUAAAGUCAUUUGAGGUUGUAAUGGCUGCUUCAGGUAUAUAUACACACACCACACCAUCUGUUGCCAUAAGUUCACAGCCUCACGAAAGUACACAAGUGCUUGCAACUUAAAUAUUUUCUAGAUUUAGAACCCAAGUUGUGAAUACUUUAAAAAUGCUCAAACCAAAUAAGAGAAGUCCUUUCAGUAUCAAAUAUACCAUGGUGAACAUAGCUGAUGCUUCAUUGAAAUGUAAAAUUACUGGCUUGGCCUUUUUUUUUUUUUUUAAUCGUAACUCUUCUAACGCACAAAAGCAGUGUCUACACUGGGAACCAUAGCUGAUUUGACAAGAGAAGAAUAUUAACUUAUAUGAAAUAAAAGUUCAUUACGAUUUUUGUACCUGUAAGUCCAGAUCUGACCUGGUUCACUUUGCGCAUCUGUCACCUUAGUUACAGUGAUAAAUGCACGCGUGUAUCCAGUGUUCACGAGCUGCCUUGUGAUUCAUAGAGUGAAGUCCAGCCCCCUUGUGUUCUGUGCUGUUCCGUGGCCUGGCUGUACACACUGCCAUGAGUGAAGGAUGACUUUGGUUUGAGGUCAUUCGAAGCUUCACGUUCUGUGAAGAGAAGUGUUCUGUUGUGAUGGUUGGGAAAACAACCAGAGAAGUGUGUGGCUCAGAUCAUGUUCCCCAUGAGUUGCAGAGCCAUCUGUGGUGUGUGUCAUAGCCAAACUAGUCCUGGAGCACCUGGACAAUUCUGUACCAAUGUCAUCGAACAAUAAAACAGUAGUUGUGAUUCA
Messenger RNA from Canis lupus familiaris (dog), 11993 nucleotides. RefSeq names its product pyruvate dehydrogenase kinase 3 (gene PDK3). Gene Ontology annotation, cellular component: mitochondrion. The transcript has 12 exons. The coding region runs from base 185 to 1432 and encodes 415 amino acids. Gene Ontology annotation, molecular function: pyruvate dehydrogenase (acetyl-transferring) kinase activity. NCBI's taxonomy places the organism in Eukaryota, Metazoa, Chordata, Mammalia, Carnivora, Canidae. The record is from RefSeq and is a predicted model, not a curated record. Gene Ontology annotation, biological process: protein phosphorylation; regulation of glucose metabolic process.